AUGGCUUUAGGUGGUCACCUUAUUCGACACCUCGGUGCAUUCUUUUCGCACAGGACAACCCUUCUCUUACGUCCUGUGACUCAGAGUUGUAAUACGUUUUGUGUACCAAUUAGAUUGAGUUCACAUGCCAUUUCCUUAAGCCAAAAAACACUGCUGAACUCCAAAAGUGUUACAGACGACUCGCAGCCGGAGCCACCCUCUGAAGCAGACAAAAUAAUUACUUCAGAUGUUUUUUUAAAAGUAAAUCAACAAAUAGAAAGCAAAAGUCAUGGACGAUUGUUUGCAGUUAUCCAUCUUUGUGGAAAACAGUUUAAAGUGACAACUGAAGAUAUUGUAGUGGUGGAAGGAUAUUGGCCACCAAAUAUAGGUGAUAAAUUAAAUUUAAAGAAAAUACUUCUUGUUGGAGGAUCAGACUUCACAUUGAUUGGACGACCAUUACUACCUCAUGGACUUGCAAGUGUAGAAGCUACUGUUGUAGAGAAGAGCAUGUCUCAUACUAAGACAAGAUUUCGUAAGAAAAGGCGAAAACAGUAUAUGAGAAUUAAUUUUCAGCGUAUAGAAUAUACUAUGCUGAGAAUUAAUUCCAUUGAAAUCUCAGAAAAUGUAAAUACCAAAAAAGAUGUUGAAGGCUUAGAGGAUACCAUAUUUUGA
This is a messenger RNA of Gryllus bimaculatus (two-spotted cricket), 651 nucleotides long. The record is from the annotation of a GenBank genome assembly. NCBI's taxonomy places the organism in Eukaryota, Metazoa, Arthropoda, Insecta, Orthoptera, Gryllidae.